AUGUCCAUCACCAAGACGUUCCUCAAGAAUCUGAACGCCCGAGUGACGAUUACCCCUUCACCUGUCACCCUCUCCGAGUCCACCGCGGUCCUGAAGCGACUUCAAUCCUUCGGUCCUGUAACCUCCUUCACAAAAGUCGUUCCUAAGAAUGGCAGCACCGUCAAUGCGGAUAACACCGAUGAAACAGAAGUAGACGUCGUCUUCUCAUCUCCAGAGACCGUCCAGAAAGCCUGCGACGCAAGUCCUUUCACUGUGAUGGUGAGCCAGGAUGUCCCAGAUCCUCACGUUGCCGAUCCUUAUAAUGUACGAAAUCUUCAGUCAAGACGGCAGCCCAAGCCAAAUUCUAUGAGCUGUCGAGUCCGACUCCAAGAGCUGGAUGAUUCUUUGUUUUCUGGACAAAAUAUCCUCUCUAGCGGGUUCUCACCAAGCAACCGGACGAGGCUAUACCAAAGCCUACUCGACGUCAAACCUCCUCCUAAUAUUAUGGACGGGUUGGGUGUGUUGGAGACAGACAGACCAGACAUACUACCGACCGCUCACCUCACAGAAGCACCUCCCAACUUAACGACAAUGUAUAGAUCUCCACCCUCGAGCCAUCGAUCAGGAGGAGAGGAUCGCAAUUGGACUCGUUCUGCGGUCGAAUAUGAUGAAAGAAGUAAAGACAAAUAG
Capronia epimyces CBS 606.96 is the source of this 669-nucleotide messenger RNA. RefSeq lists its product as uncharacterized. Lineage: Eukaryota; Fungi; Ascomycota; Eurotiomycetes; Chaetothyriales; Herpotrichiellaceae. The record is from RefSeq and is a predicted model, not a curated record. Bases 1 to 669 code for a protein of 222 amino acids. The transcript has a single exon.